Molecule: messenger RNA, 1491 nt
Organism: Ichthyophthirius multifiliis
Lineage: Eukaryota; Ciliophora; Oligohymenophorea; Hymenostomatida
Product: major facilitator superfamily protein, putative
Exons: 3
Biological process (GO): transmembrane transport
Molecular function (GO): transmembrane transporter activity
Source: RefSeq, a predicted model, not a curated record
AAGUAAAUACUUAUCAAAGGGAGAAAAUAGAAAGCCAGCAACAAUAAUUGGUGUUUUUUUAACUGGAAUAGGAAUGAUUGGUUUUGGAUUUGUAUUCAUGAUAGAGGAAAAAUGGCUUUUUAUCUGCGCGACUUUACUUUCAAGGCUUUUGUUGGGGAUAGGAAAUGCUUUAUUUAGUACUCCUGCAUUUUCAUACAUUCCAUUAUUAUAUAAAUCUACUUUCGAAGAAAAAUGUGCUUAUAUGGAAUCCUCAGUUGCUUUAGGAUUAAUGAUUGGGCCUAUAUUAGGAAGUUUACUUUUAGAAUUAUAUGGAUAUUUUUGUCCAUUUAUAUUUUUUGCAAUAAUAAGUUUCGCAUUACCUUUUAGAAAUUAAUUCCUUUACAAAGUGAAGUAUGUGAAAGAGAAAUUCAAUCAAAAGUUUAAAAAGCGCAAACCGACGAUGAAGAAGAUGACGAAGAAGAAGAAUUUGAAGUAAAUUAUCGAGAGAUUUUUAAAAAUAAAAACAUAGUUUUAAAUUACAUUAUUAUUUUUCUCCCUUGUUGUGGCUUACUUUUUUUAGAUCCAACUAUGGGAAUAUUUUAUUCAGAAACCUUUGGAUUAAAUGAUCUAUAAAUAGGUCUCGUAUUUUCAGUAAGUACUAUUGUUUAUAUGAUUUUUACUCCUUUUGGAACCCGAAUAAUGAAAUUAACUAAUAAUUAUGAAAUGUUAUUAUUAAUAGGAGCUAUUAUGACAGGAGUAUCUUUCUUCUUUUUAGGACCUGAUGAACUUACUGGAUUGCCUAAAAGUCUUUAUAUUACAUUAGCUGCAGAUGGAGUUUAAGGUUUGGCUACUUUAUUUAUUUAUAUUCCUGCUUUACCUUAAUUAUUUAAAAUUUUAUGUAAAAUGUAUCCCGAUGAAAAUUAAGAAAUAAUGGGAGAUAUUGCUAGUGCACUUUACAAUACAAGCUAUGCAGUUGGAGAAUUUAUAGGACCAUUAUUAGGAGGUAUUUUGUGUGAAUAUAUAUCUUUUCCAAGAGCUGCAAGCUUAUUUGGGCUUUUUGUUCUUAUUUUUUCAGGAAUAUAUAUGAAAUAUGGAGAAGUAUUACAUUAUAAGCCUGGUGAAUUAGAUGUAAAAAUACCUCCUAGUCCAAAACAUUUACCUCAAGGUAAUAUCAAAGCAAGAAAUUCUUCACUUAGAGGUAUUUAUACGGCAGGAAAUUCAAUUAGUAAUUAAUUAAAACCUAAAUUUUAUACACCUUUAGUGCUCGGUAAGCAAAAAAGAGCUAAUUUUGUUGUUAUAAGAAAUCAUAAAAAACCUAAAUAAGGAAAUAAUAUGAAAAUCGAAAUUUAAAAUGUUAAUAAAGAAUUUAAUAUGGCUUAUUAAAUGGAAGAUAUAAAAUUAGAUACUGAAUAGGAUAAUAAUUUGCUUAACACUUAAAAUAUAUCUAAAUUUAUAGCUUAUUCAGAUAAUGAUUUAAGAUGUCCAUUAAAAAGCAAUAAUAUAUUAUAUUGA